AAAAAAAAAAAAAAAAAGAACUUGUAUAAACAAAUUCACCUCUAGGAUCACCUCAUUGUCCUGUUCAAUCCGAUACAACAGCAACAGCUACAGUAGCAGCUACAUUUCUCUCUUCUCAAACAAUAAUGACAUCAGGAUCAUCAUCCACUAGUUCCGCAGCUCCUUCGCCCACAGCAUUUCCUGGACCUUCUGCUGCUUCCACUCCAACUCCAUCGACACCCACUACAGUAGCAGGCGUUACUGCACCUGCACCACGGAAACGAAAGAAUGCAGCUGUGAUGCCUUCAUUACCCAAACCCAAAAAACAAAAGCUACAUCGAAACCUUGAUAAUAUUGUUGCAAGAAAGCAAUUACCUGAUGUUCCCACUGGCGCGAAUGCGGGUGGUAACAAGACAGGACAACGUAUGGUCAAGGGGCCUUACAAGAAACGAGAAAAGAAAGCGGAUAAUAAGGACGGCAAGAAGGGCGCUGGAGGAGAUACAGCUCCUUCGACACCUGGAGGAGGAAUAGGAGCAUCGUCUUCUAAAAAAGGUAAAGGAGGAAAAGGAAAUAUGGGUAAUACUGCUUCAGCUGCGGGGUCUAUAGCAUCAGGAAUGGCAGCAUCAACAGCAGCAGCACAUUCCUUAGGAGGGAUUGGAGGAGUAGAUGCGGAUGGAACUAAUGGAUUUGGACAAGGUGGGUAUCAACUGGGCAUCAAGAACGAGGAUGAUGAUGAGACAGAAAGCCGUGCAGGACCGAGUCAAGCUAUUGAUGGAGAUGGAAAUCCCAUUACCGGAGAGGCUGGAGGUGACGCUGGAGGUGAAGGCAAAGAGGAUGAGGAUGAUGAACAUGAAGAGGAACCAGAGUAUACUGAUUAUGAAUGGAGUCAGGAGGCCAAUGCUAGGGGACGAAGUAAAGAGGAACUCAAAGCGCUACUCGACUGCUUCUCUGAGGAACAACUACAACGCUAUGAAGUGUACCGUCGAUCUGUACUUAGUAAAUCAACUAUUAAGAAGUUGGUAGGAACCAUCUUGAAUCAGCAAGUCACCCAAACAAUGGCAUUUGUUGUAGCAGGCUUUUGUAAGGUCUUUGUGGGCGAGAUGGUUGAAAAGGCUCGGGAAGUAAUGGAAGACUGGGGUGAGACAGGCCCAAUUCGACCUGAACACCUUCGAGAAGCUCAGAGGCGGCACAAGAAAAAGGAGCUUCAACGAGGACAAGGUGUCAGGACUCCCUAUGGAUACAAACGACGCAUGUUUUGUAGAUAAAAAUAUUGAAAGUUAGAAAAAUCAAUUUGUCAAUAAAUUGUCCGCCCUGCCCUCUUCUU
Messenger RNA from Lobosporangium transversale, 1303 nucleotides. RefSeq names its product hTAFII28-like protein conserved region-domain-containing protein. The transcript has 4 exons. Gene Ontology annotation, cellular component: nucleus; transcription factor TFIID complex. NCBI's taxonomy places the organism in Eukaryota, Fungi, Mortierellomycota, Mortierellomycetes, Mortierellales, Mortierellaceae. The record is from RefSeq and is a predicted model, not a curated record. Gene Ontology annotation, biological process: RNA polymerase II preinitiation complex assembly; transcription initiation at RNA polymerase II promoter. The coding region runs from base 126 to 1244 and encodes 372 amino acids. Gene Ontology annotation, molecular function: protein heterodimerization activity; transcription coactivator activity.